AAUUCUAACUAACAAAGAUAAUCUGAUUUUACAUAACUUGAGAAAAGCAGAACUUCAUUUUGUUAUCAAUGGCCCUGAAGAACUAGAGAAGACUGUGUUACAUUUACCCAACAUAAGAGAAGUUAAAGUGAUAUUUUCUACAGCAUACACUGAUAGACUUCCUCAGUGUAUUAAAGUUUUGUCUUCUUUGUCCAAAUUAGAAAACUUGACGCUCAUUCGUCGAAGUAAAAGUGUAUUUUACCAUAAACCCUAUUUGAAAGAUGUGACCAAAGAAUUGCAUAAUCUAAUAUUGAAUCAUCCUGGACUCCAGUUGUUUUCUAUAGCAGGUCAAAGAUUCUUCCGCUCCACUUUUAAAUCACUGCUAACAACAUGCAAAGACUUGGAAUGUAUAAAGCUGUACAACUGUACAGUAGUAAAGGCUGAUGGAAUUGUGAUGCCUUUAAAAACAUCAUUAACAUCAUUUAUAUUAACAGAUUGUAAGAUAGAUGAUCUCUUUGUUGAAAUUUUGACUGAAAGUUGUCCGAAUCUGAAAAAAAUCUCCUUUGAUCAAUGUCAGACCAUCAAAGAUCAAUGUUUACAACAUAUUGGAGAUAAUUGUCCAUUAUUAGAAGACCUUAACCUAAAUCAACGGAAGCCUGAAAUAAAUAUAACAUUACCACCUGAGACCUCAAUAUCAGAUGAGGGUUUAGAAAAAAUUGCUAAGGGAUGUCCAAGAUUAAAACGUUUACUUGUAAAUUAUUGUAAUAAUGUGGGUGAUUCAGGUAUUAUGAGUAUUGCUGAACAUUGUCCGAUGCUUUUAGUUUUGGAAACUGAGGGAUGUUCCAAAGUUACAGAAGAUUCAAUGGAAUGCAUUGCAUCUAAAUGCCAAUGGCUACGAAAAGUAAAUAUCAGGCAUUGCAAAUACAUUACAUUUCAUAGUAUUAACUUUUUAAUUAGGAAAUGUAGUUAUUUGGAAAAGUUAGAUCUUACAUUAUGUGGCAAUAAUCAAUUUGAACAAACUGAAAAUGAUUCCCUUUCAUCGAUUGCUAAAUAUGGGGAAAAGUUAAAAGUUCUAACGAUAACUGGAAACAAACAGAUCACCAUAGAAGGAAUAAAAGAGGUCAUCUGUUCAUGUGAUAGUUUGACUCAGAUUGAUUUCACAGUUGGAAGCAUUGUCAGAGUUUUGGAAAGUCAGGUCACAAGUUUUAUCAACAAUCAUGAUCAAAAACGUAUCUUCAUGAGGACAGGAAGAGGCAUGGGCCAUGAAUGUCAAAUUUAUGACAUGAAUGAAGACUAUUACAAUGUUCAACUAUAUAUAAAUGGACUUCAUUCAAGAUUUACUAUCUAA
This is a messenger RNA of Mytilus trossulus (common blue mussel), 1327 nucleotides long. RefSeq names its product F-box/LRR-repeat protein 2-like. The record is from RefSeq and is a predicted model, not a curated record. The transcript has 2 exons. Gene Ontology annotation, cellular component: SCF ubiquitin ligase complex. Gene Ontology annotation, biological process: SCF-dependent proteasomal ubiquitin-dependent protein catabolic process. Lineage: Eukaryota; Metazoa; Mollusca; Bivalvia; Mytilida; Mytilidae. The coding region runs from base 434 to 1327 and encodes 297 amino acids. Gene Ontology annotation, molecular function: protein binding.